Meloidogyne enterolobii is the source of this 619-nucleotide messenger RNA. NCBI's taxonomy places the organism in Eukaryota, Metazoa, Nematoda, Chromadorea, Rhabditida, Meloidogynidae. The record is from the annotation of a GenBank genome assembly.
AACAAUUUUAUUUAUCGUUUUCUGUAUUUGCUUCGUAACAAUCGCCUGUGGGGUUCACUUUGCUCUACGCUCACACCUUUGCCGUAGCUUUUGCAUUGAGCGUUUAUUAAGGGCUGGAGGUGUAAUUAAGGAACGGAAAAGAGUGAUAGCCCGUAAAAAUGCGCAACGAAGGAAACGUAGUGGAAGCAGUAGCGGGAAGAGUAGAAGCAGUAAUAGCAGUGUGUUCAAAGGAAGGGAAGAAAGGAAAAAGUUGAACAGAGUUAAUUCAUUACUGGGGGUUAUGGAAGUUAUACUGGUAAAAGCUACAGGAACUGGACUUCGUGAGAAAUUGAUAAAGAAAGGAUCAGUCAAUGUACCAGUGAAAAGUGACGGUAUCAGUGGAAAGCAUCGCUGCUCUUCGGCUCUGCCACAAAUUGUGGUCACCGAACCGAGUAGUGGAUAUGAGCCAAGCUAUAGGUCUGUUGAUUGUGAAGAUGAGGAGGACGAGGAACUUAUGUAUGAUGAAGAAAUGGAGGAGGAGGAUGAAAUUUAUUAGAACAAAAUUAAAAAUAUAUAUGUAUGUAGCAUACAUUAUUCCAUUAAUUUUUAAGUUACAGCAAAAAUAAAAAGAUUUUUUUCU